AUAACAUAAUAAUUGUAAAGGAAAGUGUAACACGUUUUGGUGCAAAGAUUACAAAAUGAGUAAAAUCAGAUGUAUUCGUCCAUUCAAAGACAUUCAGUGUUCGAAAGAGCUGCGAUAUCUCACGGAUGGUAUCAUCCAAAAACUAAAGUCAAUUGGAUUUUCCAAGGUAUCCACACUGAACACCAAGGAUUUUCGUAUUUGUUCGUCUUGCCGUCUACAUAUUGAUUCAAGAGCUCACCUCACCCAAAACGAAGAACAAAGCGUAGCCGGUGGCUCAAGGAUGCCAACUGUUCAGACCAUACCUGUUGUACCUGAUUCGCAAAGCUAUGAAAGUUUGGUCACGAUACCAUCAGCGUCAACGCUAAGCACAAUUCAAUCAAAUGAAGACUUCACGAUGCCUGUAGACGUCGAAAUAUUCAACCGAGGAAUAGCAGCUAUUCGUGUUUCGCCUAUAGAUUUAGGUAAGGUUAAAAAUGUUCACUAUCCUGAAAAAAGUGCGCUGAAAUCGUCGAAGGUGUACGAAGAAAUCUUUUUAAAUUAGACGCUAAAACAGAAAAAGCAAACGAGUUUAAUGAAGUCAUAGAAAAUAUGAAAAUUAAAUUUUUAAAUUCAGCCACAAGGCAAGAAAAACUAUCAAUUUUAUCAUUGUUACCAAAAUCAUGGUCAGUACAAAAAAUUGUAGACGAAUUUAAAACUAGUAGAAAUAUGGCAUCAGAUGCAAGAAAGGAAAAAAAUAAUGUAUUAGAUUCAUCUCAAGGUUCAAGCUCUGGAAAAGCUUUGAGUAAUGAAACAAAAGAACUGGUUUUGAAUUUUUUUGAGGACGAUGAUAUAAGCCGUGCAAUGCCAGGCCAAAGAGAUUUUGUUAGCGUAAAGACAGGAAAUAAGAGAUUAGCUGUUCAGAAAAGAUUGUUAAUGAUGACAUUGAGAGAAGCUUUUAAUCGCUUCAAUGAAGUGUACGUCAAUGUAAAAAUGAGGUUUUCAUCAUUUGCAAGCCUCCGGCCAAGGCAAUGUAAACUAUUGACUAUCACAGGAACACAUAAUGUUUGCGUUUGCACUACGCAUGAAAAUGUCAAUUUAAUUCUACAUAGCUUAAAAAAAUACAAUGUCUUGAAUGAUCUAAAAACAUUAACGAAUAGAUUACUUUGCGAAAAUAAGACAACUCAUUGCCAUCUACGAAGAUGUAAAAACUGCCCAGAUACCUCAGUUUUAGAAGACAGUUUAUUGAAACAACUGGAAGAAAACUUUGUUGAAAAGCUUUCAUUCGAACAAUGGGUUACCACUGACAGAUGUGAUUUAGAAACUAUUGUAAAGCAAACCGAUGACUUUGUUACAUUUUUCAGCUCAAAAUUAGAAAGUUUGAUUCCGCAUGAUUUUGUAAAAACCGAACAAUCCAAUUUUUUGAAAACUACAAAACAAAACUUGCAAGAUGGUGAAUUUUUGGCUAUUUGUGACUUUUCUGAAAAUUACAGCUUCGUUUUGCAGGAUGAAGUUAAUUCACACCAUUGGAACGUGCAACAGGCCACAAUCCAUCCUUUCGUAAUAUAUUAUACUGAAAAUAGGCAAAUUAAACAUUUUAGCUUCAUUAUAAUUUCAGAAGAACUAAGACAUGAUUCAGUCGCUGUUAAUUUGUUUAUUGAUAAAAUGAUGAACUUUUUACAAAUUGAUCAAAAUAAAAACAUGAAAAAAAUUUAUUUUAUGUCAGAUGGUGCUGCUUCACAGUAUAAAAACCGAAAUAGUUAUUUAUGCAACAAGUUGCAAAAUGAUGAUUUUUUCAGCACGAGUCGUACAUUUAUCCAACAAGGCUUGCCGAGUUGGAUAAAUACGACGAGUGCUGAAAAAAUCGAGUUUUGCAACGAGUUGCAUACAACAUUUUUUGCGAUUACAACAAAAUACUUGAGUACGAUCUUUUCUGACUGUUCAAACAUAUCUCAAGAGAAACCACGUGCGAGCAUCCAUGCGCACAAGUCCGAUUUUUUUAAAUCAGGUAGGCUAUGUUUAUAAGCGUCACAAGUACUCGGAGUCGCGUCGUCAACGAGCGUUGUUUUUUUUUCUGCUGCUGCUGCAAACUCUACGUCUGUCUGGGCUGACCAAAUCGGAUUUUGAAGUAGCUUCUAUUCGGAUUUGAUCUGCCGAAUAGUCAUAGAGCUGCCACCGAAUCUUUCAAAACAGGAAAGACCCGGAAAGACCAUAAGCGUUUCAGAAAACUUGUGAAAAGUGCACCCUUGCAAAAGUGCCGAAAAGUAGUACUUUUCGGCACUCUUAACAGUGCCGAAAAGUUCUACUUUUCGGCACUUUUGAGCUAGUGAAGAAAAGUAGACCAUUUCGUUACACUUGCGGCGAUUGAAAAGUGCAAUCAUAUAGCACGUAAUUGCAAAAAA
This is a messenger RNA of Aedes albopictus (Asian tiger mosquito), 2378 nucleotides long. RefSeq lists its product as uncharacterized. The record is from RefSeq and is a predicted model, not a curated record. The coding region runs from base 589 to 2001 and encodes 470 amino acids. The transcript has 2 exons. Lineage: Eukaryota; Metazoa; Arthropoda; Insecta; Diptera; Culicidae.